ACGGGGGGUCAGGACAGGCAGGACUUGCUAGGGGAGGGUCCGGGCAAGUACCCCGCGUGGAGCAGGCCCCCUCUGGAGUCCUUUCGUACCCCUGAGGACAGUGACCCUCCAGGGACCUACCUGCUGUUCUGUUUGCCCAGCCAGCGAACUGGACUGGACCCCGCCUUCCUACCCUUCCCGAGAUCGGGCUUGUCCCCACCCCCUGGCCCCAGGGGACAAAGGCUGACUUACGGGCAGGAAGUGCCCCCGUGACAAAUGAACCUCCCAGCCGCUGCUCCCCGGUGCUGAGUUAACGGGGGGCUGCCCCCCUCGGGCAGGGGCUGGUAGGGAUUCAAGGUCCGAGGGCGCCGGGCUCCCUCCUGGCCGUCCCAGGGACUGUCUCAGCCAAAACCUUUUCAGCCUGGAUUGUUUUCGGUGCGCCAAGCCCCAGCUGUCACUGAUUCUCUUGAAACCAACUGUUCCUCUUCGCUGAGACUCCACCUCGGGGCCAAGUGGCCCGUCAACAUCCGCCAGGCCCCUGGAGUGGUUCGGCCCUUUUGGGGAACACACUGUGAACGCCAGCUGGAUUGCAGUCCAGUGGGCACUACUGUUAACCACAUUUACAAAUGAGAGCACUGAGGCACAGAGAGGGCGAGCAACUUGUCCAGCAACACCCAGCCAAUCAGUGGGGGAAGGAAGGAACCAAGUUGAUCAUCUACUCUAUAGAGGCCAUGCCCCUUAUUGCUACCCUCUGCCAACCUUGCCGUUACGAACUGUUUCUUCUUCCUCUUCUUAAAUUGAGGAGCUGGAGAAGCUGGGUCUUGGUGACAGCGUGGACCUGCACGUGUACGAGAUUCCGGUUGAGUACAAAACGGUGCAGAGGCUCAUCCCCGCCCUGUGGGAGAAGCACAGUCCCCAGCUGGUGGUGCAUGUGGGGGUAUCGGGCAUGGCGACCACAGUCACACUGGAGAAAUGUGGACACAACAAGGGCUACAAGGGACUGGACAACUGCCGCUUCUGUCCUGGCUCUCAGUGCUGCGUGGAGGACGGGCCUGAGAGCAUCGACUCCAUCAUUGACAUGGAUGCUGUGUGCAAGAGGGUCACCACGCUGGGUCUGGAUGUGACAGUGACCAUCUCACAGGAUGCCGGCAGGUACCUGUGUGACUUCACCUACUACACCUCCCUGUACCAGAGCCACGGCCGGUCGGCCUUUGUCCACGUGCCCCCGCUGGGCAAGCCCUACAACGCCGACCAGCUGGGCAGGGCGCUGCGGGCCAUCAUCGAGGAGAUGCUGGACCUCCUGGAGCAGUCAGAAGAGAAAGUCAACUACUGCCACAAACACUGAGAGCCGCAGGCCUCCCAAGACUCCUCCCGUUGGGCCCCAAGAGGGACGUCCUCCCUCAGGAGCCUGGCCAGGAAGACAAGCCGUCGUCCUGGGUCACCCAGCUCCUCUCUCUCUGCAGAAGCUCCGGUGGACUUGAAGCAGAGGCUGGGACUUCUCCCGUUCCCCUGUGCACUGGGGGACACAGCCACCACAGCCAGGAGGUCAACCGGUGGGCCCAGACGUCCAGAGAAUCUUGGUCAGGUGGCCCGUGCUCUGUGACCUCCGGCCGGGCCGCCUGCUCAUCUGCCUUCCACGUCUGUGGGUGGAGGAGAGCGAGCCCCUGGCUCCUGGCUGGUUUGUCUCAAAUUUAAGUCUCAUGAAGAGUCUCAGCCGAAAACUGUCCCCAAAGCUUGGGUGGCCCCAGAUGAGACUGCCCUGGGAUGUGGCUGGUUUUCUUUUCUCUUUUUGAGGACAGUCGUGUGAGCUGGGAGCCGAGAGCGAUUGCUAACCCUUGGCUCAGCCGAGGACAGAUGGGCCUUUUCUUUUUCCCAGGGUGUGGCCUCUUUGGCCUCUGGCCUCCAAAACUGGACUUAACUCUUGUCUUUGUGUUGGGACAACAGUGGCCAGGCCACAGUGCAGCCACAGGGGCCUGGUCCCUUGACACCAGAGCCGUGUGCCCGUGGGACAGCUGCUCUGAGCCGCUGGGGAUCCUUUGACACCUAAAGUAGCCACCGCCUCGCUGGGCAUCUGGGCUUGGGGCCUGGAGCUGGCGUCCUGGAGUGUCCCCGCGUGUCCCUGCAGGGGCUGGCGGGCCCCGGUGGGCUUCAUGUGAGUGGUCUCUGGGAUGUCCCCAGGACUCAGGAGUUGCUCUACCUCGCUCCCUGCCCACUCUGAACUUGGUGGCCUCCCUCAGCAGGUGGCUACGCUCAGCCCGACCCUGAGGCCUGUCAGGAGAGAGCGUCCUCCUGUAGCAGUGCCACCAAGGGAGGAGGACGGCGUCUGGGGAACCAUCGGCUUUUCUCUGGGGACGAGGUUUCCCUGUUGCUCUGGGAGGGCGCGCGCUGGACCCUGUCCCUGGAUGAGUCCUGCUUGUGUCCCGCCGGGUGUUCUCCAGCCCCAGGUGGCUGGGUGGGCCUUCUGACUUCCUUCCCCUUCCCUCCCGUUCCCAGGUCGGUGGGGCCUCGCGGACCUGCCGCAUGGUCGUGUGGCCAUCUGGGACCUGGCGGUGGUCCUCUGGGACCUGGCGUGGUCUUGGCCACAGUGUCCUGAGCCCUGGCUCUCCCUGGGAGGCCAGCAGCAUGGUUGUGUGACCCGGCUCUGCUCUGGGCAGCGGGCUGGACUGUGGCUGGCAGGUUAAGGUGAUUGGGACCCUGCCACCUCCAUGCCAGCCCUUGCUCUGUUGGGCACUGUCCCCCAAGACCCCAGCCUGAGCACGGGGUCUCUGGAGAGCCACGUGCUCGGCCGGCUUCUGUGGCAGAAGAACAUGGGGCUCUCGGGACGUGGGGCCCCGGGAUCCCCCGGGAUCUCAUUCAGACCGACCCCAGGCUCCGUCCGUGGGGCCAUCUCUGUCCCCCAGAGGCCCCAGCGUGACGGGGCGGGAGGGGCCGUCCUGGGCUCUCUGGGCACCUGCCCAGAGGUUUCCAUGUCUGGUCCCCGUCCCUCCCUGUGUUCCUGGUCCUGUGUGGCUCCGCCCCUCAGAGGUGUGACGUCCCGCACGUCGCUCUCCUGCCUUCCUCAGGAGCUGCCCCUGCCAUGCACAGCGCAGGGCGGCUCUCACGUCAUCAGAUGCCAUUAAACCCGUCACUCACGUCCUGCCAGCUUUUAUUUCCUCAGGGGUUGACGUUUUGUGACGUUUCUGUUGGGUGGAACUCAUCGCUCGCUCCAUGGUCUGUCUGUCUGUCUGUCUGUCUGUGUUGGUGGGUCUUGGCCUAAAAAUGUCCCUGUGUGAGAAGGGAGGACCGAGUCUCCCUGUCCCCCCUCAUCUUCAGACCCAGGGAGCUGGCAGACGGUCGGUGUGAGGUGGGGAAGGCGACGACGGUGUUCAUGGUGGAGAGUCAGGCUGGGGACGUGGCGGGCAGCUGGGGGAGGAGGGAGGUGACGCUGGGCAGGUCUGUGGGAAGCAGCCGGGGAGCCCCUGGGGUGCUGAGGAGGGGACGUGAGCAGGCAUGGACCUGAUGAUGGCUCCUUUUUCACAGAUGCCACAGCCUGUGACCUCUGUGUCUCCUGCAGCCCUGGGGGCCUGGGGCAGAGGUGGGUGGCGUGUGCAGGGCUGUAGCCCGAGAAGGAAGUGAGACUGGGGGGUGGGAGGGGAGAAGGGCAAGGGGAAGUCUGACUGGUGGACUGAGCUUGGGGUCACCUGGUGACACCUGGCGACCUGCCGGGUCAAGGACUGGAGCACACAAGGUCCCCGAGGCCACUCAUGCAGGGCUGGCCAGGGGAAGGAGGGCUGAGUCAUGAAUUCCCAGUCAGUGCCAGAUUUUUAAAGAAAAUGUCAUGUUGUGCCAGGCACGGGGAGGCACGUGCUUGUGAUUCCAGUAACUCAGGAAGCUGAGGCAGGAGGAUCACAAGUUCAAGGCUGGCCUCAGCAGCUUAGUGAGGCCCUUAGCAACUUGGCAAGACCCUGUCUCAAAAAGGGCUGGGGAUGUGGCUCAGUGGUUAAGGCCACCGGGUUCAAUCUCCAGGACCAAAAAAAAGAAAAGAAAGGGAAAAUGUCACAUUGCAAUAGUUUCAGCGAAGGGAAAUCCCCUGCUCUAUUCUUUGCUGGCGUGGAAACGUCUAGAACAGCCAGGGUCUGCUCCGAGGCAGGGGGGCUGUUUGUCCUAGGAGCAGGGCCACCUGGUGUGUGGCUCUGGCGCCUGCGCCCCACCCUGGGGGCCAGGGCUGGAGGGGCUGCAGGAGAUCCAGCCCCACACCCCCUCUCCUGGCAGCCUGUCUAGACUGUUGACCUUUGACCUCCCCGCCCCCUCACAGCGUCUGCACCCAGAAGUCGGGACAAAGCUCCUUUCUUCUCUGUGGCCUCAGCCUCUGCCCCAGACUUCGGGGCAGCCUCCGGAGGCGGCCUUGGGCACCAAUGGCCUCACAGACAGACUCGGGCGCCACCAGUGGCCAGGGACAGUGAAAGGGCUUUGUCUCCUUCUCCAGGUGCAAAUCCUCACUGCCGCCUGCGGGGGCUUGGGGGGGGGAGCGUGUUUGCCGUGGGGAAGUUGGGGACCCCCCAAGACCCUCGGCACGAGGCUCCUGGGGGCAGGCCUGGUCGAUGUCCCUGUCUGCAGGGCUCAGGCCUGGGGGGUGCUGAAUGCCCUCGCCCAGACGUCCCCAUCCCGGUGGCCUGUGUCUGGGCUGGUUGUCACACACUGUCUGGGCCAUCUGAGGACCUUGGAGGCGCAGCCCAGCCCCCUCCUGUCCUCUCCCCCUCCCCCCCUCCCCUGACCUUUCUCCUGUUGCCCAGCGACACACAGAAGUGCCUGCCCUGCUCCCGUGCUCGCGGGGCACAGAGAAGGGGACAGGUCCUGGUGCUGGCAGUGGCCAUGGCCCCCUCCACCUGGACCCAGGUUGGCCCGCGCCAGGGUUUUGUCUUGAAGUCCCCCGGCUCUCGGUUCCUCACGGCCUGUGGCGUCCCCGUCCUGUCCUGGCCCCUGGGGAGAGGCCACACCUGGGCCUUAGGAAGGGGCCCCCUUUCUGCCUGGCUUGUUCUGGGGCCCACCCAAAUCUCAGGUUUUCAUUUUGUUCUCAAUUUCUAGGAAAUAGUUGUUCUGGCUGAAAGUGACUGUUUUCUGUCCCCCGGGGAGGGCCCCGCCCCUCCGUCCUCAGUGUGGCUUCUCCCCCACCUGAGUGCCUGCCAGUGCCUUGUCUGAGACCCCGUUCCGUGUCCGGGGUCCCCUGGAGCAGAGAAGGGUCUGCUGGGCUCUGGGAGACUCCAAACUUGACACCCCAGAAGCAAAUAAAAUAGUUGAAAUGUG
Messenger RNA from Marmota monax (woodchuck), 5262 nucleotides. It is a transcript of the gene Pgpep1, whose product is annotated as pyroglutamyl-peptidase I. Gene Ontology annotation, cellular component: cytosol. Lineage: Eukaryota; Metazoa; Chordata; Mammalia; Rodentia; Sciuridae. Bases 926 to 1324 code for a protein of 132 amino acids. Gene Ontology annotation, biological process: proteolysis. The record is from RefSeq and is a predicted model, not a curated record. Gene Ontology annotation, molecular function: pyroglutamyl-peptidase activity. The transcript is spliced from 6 exons.